AUGAAGAGAAACAAAAAUUAGUCAAGAAUUGUCCUAAUUGUAAAGCAAUAUUUAUUCCUAAUCAAGGAGCAAACUGUUCUAUUACUUGUUCGGCUCGAAAGUUGGAAAACGAACACAAAAAGGCAGCUAAAAAAAUGAUUGCUUAUUGUUUUCCCAAAAAGAAAAAAGAAUUUUUUGAGACUAACCCUCAUGAAGCCGGACACAUCACAGCUUUUGAAAAAAAGUUUAUUUCAAGAGAAAGAGAAGUAAUUAAAAAAAUGUAUGAUUUACGAGAUAAAUACGAAGCUUCUUUAAUCGAGGAAUAUGAGUUGCUAAAUUAUUAUGAAGAACAUCAAAAAGUGAUAGAUAAAUAUCAAGAAUGA
Messenger RNA from Racocetra persica, 362 nucleotides. NCBI's taxonomy places the organism in Eukaryota, Fungi, Glomeromycota, Glomeromycetes, Diversisporales, Gigasporaceae. The record is from the annotation of a GenBank genome assembly.